Molecule: messenger RNA, 1626 nt
Organism: Psilocybe cubensis
Lineage: Eukaryota; Fungi; Basidiomycota; Agaricomycetes; Agaricales; Agrocybaceae
Exons: 10
Coding region: 1-1626 (541 amino acids)
Source: RefSeq, a predicted model, not a curated record
AUGCAUAAUUUCGCUAUUCAAUCCAUCUGGGACCACUCCAAACCUAUGCAACGACAGUCGUCUAGAGAUUUACUUCCACUGGCUCCUGAAACCCUCAUCCACGAUGCCCUCCUUCUCAAUUUCGCCUCUGGUGGGUUGGAUUAUCCUCCACCAUCAAAUGCAUCCAUCGUCACCCUUAUACCAGAUGCGAUGCUUCUCAUCCGAGUUAAUGCGGUUUACGCCUGGGAUGUCCGUACUCUACUUCUUACUUCCGUCCUCUUUAUUAUUCAAAUGGCGACGAGCCUUAUCGUUGGCGUUUUGGCUGUAUCAUCCGCCCAGGUAUAUCCUCGCGGAUCAUAUCCUGUGACAGGCUGUCCAGUGUCUCUCACUGCAAAUUUUGCGCGUUUUACUCUCGUCGCAUGGGUACCGUCUAUAAUCUCCCAAGCGACGUACUUUCUUAUCAUGCUUAAUACUCUUGCAAACCUAAUUCGUAGCCUGGAUAUUGGUACUGCUACUUCCCCUGCGUCAGCUUCAGCUGCCAGACCUGCCUUAUCGCCGUCCCGAUUGAAUGCCUCAUCGUUGCCUCCCCAUUCAGUACUUUCAGACUCCCAAGGAGUAACUGCACGUAAUUCAGGGUCCACACAACAUUCUGCUCCAGUUUCUCCAUUACCCACUGCAUCUUCUUCAACGUCAACCAGGAAUGUCAUCUCUUCACCGCCCACGCGAUUGUCUUUGGGUUCCAACCCACCGUCAAGAUCAACUCCCUCCCCCGUAAUUUUUGCUCAACCCUUUUCAGAAUCUCAGGCCAUGCCAUACCCCCCACGACGCUCUGAAGCUGCUUUAUCGAGCCCAAAAGAGGUCAGGUUACACUCAUCACCCCAUGAGCCUGGAUCAAAUAUUCCAACUCCGAAAUCUAGCAGUCACGUCCCGAAACAGGGACGUGUCCCUCCGGAAGCGAAUAAAGGAUAUGCAACCUCCCCACUAUCGUUUUUUUAUUUGUUCUCGUGGAACCGGAUAAAGCAGGUAAAAAGGCUCGUGCCUACGAUGAUAGUCUUUAUUAGCCAUGGAGGGUGGUACUUCACAUUGGGAAUUUUGGCAAAGAUUGCGAAUGUGGUUAUGAUAGUCAUGUUUACUGGUCCCCUACAGUCCUUUGCUAUUCCGUUUAUGAUGGCUCUCUAUCCCAUCACAGUUACUCGAAUAUAUUUAUCUAUGGUCUACUACCUGCACUAUCGUGUACCCAUGAAGGGCCCGCGGCUAGUAGCGUCUUACGAUGGUCAAGACUUUGCUAGUGGGUUUAGCGGAGAUGAAGACGACUAUAUCGAUGACGACUAUGACUAUGACGAUGUGGUCACGGACGAUGCGUACAAUCAACAUGGAAUCGAGACUACCUGGGAGAUUGAAGAGCGUUUGACGAUGGGGAGGCUGAGAUUCGACGAAAGAAGAUAUGACGGGCGCGGCGGGAUCCCUGCGAGAGAUAAAGGAAAAGAUUCAGCCAGAGAUAAACAGCUGCCACAUAGGCGCAACUCCGAUAUGAGAAGUAACCGCAUCAGAGGACCGAGAUUAGGGCGGAUCACGUUCGCUGUGCGAGAGUCGUUGGCCACAUCUUCAGUGCUGGAUCUUGGUUUUCUUAGGGACGAAGAGUUCUGA